UCUCUGUGUAGACAUCACCCUCCUCCUCCUUCUCUCUCUAUCUUUUUAAGUUCCUUUUUUUUCAGUGACAAGUGCAUACUGACACAAGAUCACUUCUCUAAGCAGCCAUGCAGGCCAUAAAGUGCGUUGUGGUGGGAGACGGAGCUGUGGGAAAAACAUGUCUGCUCAUCAGUUACACAACCAACGCCUUCCCUGGAGAAUAUAUCCCGACCGUGUUCGAUAACUACUCAGCUAAUGUCAUGGUGGACAGUAAACCAGUGAAUCUGGGAUUAUGGGACACAGCAGGACAGGAGGACUACGAUCGCCUGAGACCACUUUCAUACCCACAGACGGAUGUUUUUCUCAUAUGUUUUUCAUUGGUGAGUCCAGCAUCCUAUGAAAAUGUGCGGGCAAAGUGGUUUCCAGAAGUCAGACACCAUUGCCCAAGUACCCCGAUAAUCCUCGUUGGAACCAAGCUUGAUCUACGUGACGACAAAGAAACUAUUGAGAAGCUUAAAGAAAAGAAGCUGGCCCCAAUUUCUUACCCACAGGGCUUGGCCCUAGCCAAGGAAAUUGAGUCUGUGAAGUAUCUGGAGUGCUCAGCUCUUACGCAGCGUGGUCUAAAGACAGUGUUUGAUGAGGCUAUUCGAGCAGUGCUAUGUCCACCGCCCUCCAGACCUAAGAAACACGGAUGCAACUUGCUGUGAAGGAUUGCAGAAGAGGAUUCCCCAGCUUGUCUCAGAAGACAAUGACGUAGCCUUUAUGCCGAACACUUGCUUGUCCCUUCUAUUGCCUAUGUCCCCCACCUUCCAGACCAAACACCGGUGUACUUCUAGCUUGGUUCAUUAUGAACUGUUCUUCUUUCACGGUUUUUCUACUUGAAUUUUUCCUUCUGUACGUUUGGGAUGGAAAUAAUUAGGUCUUACUGGGUUGGCUUUAUAUCUACCUGUACAUGUGAUGCUUCAGAUGAAUGACUUUUAAGAAGAAGGCAUGUCUUGUAAUAAAGUCUGCUUACACGA
This is a messenger RNA of Bufo gargarizans (Asiatic toad), 998 nucleotides long. It is a transcript of the gene RAC2, whose product is annotated as Rac family small GTPase 2. Lineage: Eukaryota; Metazoa; Chordata; Amphibia; Anura; Bufonidae. Gene Ontology annotation, molecular function: GTPase activity; GTP binding. Gene Ontology annotation, biological process: small GTPase-mediated signal transduction. The record is from RefSeq and is a predicted model, not a curated record. The transcript has 7 exons. Bases 108 to 686 code for a protein of 192 amino acids.